UCUUAUUUAUUUUUCGAUAGUUUGGUAUUUUUAGAUUACGGUUACCUUUCUGUGUUAUGUAACCGAGUUACACAUUUACUUUCGCUCUACACCGAUUUAGCCCGAAACGUCCCCUCCCACAUUGCCGUUAGCUAUCGCUCUUGUUUGCUAUAAAAUCGCGAACGAAUCAGUAUUAAAGCAUCAGUUAUCUAGCUGUUUCAAACAAGUCACCUACUCCUCCAAGAUGAAGUUCUUCGUCCUCAUUGCCCUCUUUGCUGUUGCUGCUGCCAAUUCCUAUGAUGCUCCUAAAUACGAGGCUCCUAAAUACGAAACCCCAAAGUACGAGGCCCCUAAAUACGAAACCCCAAAGUACGAGGCUCCUAAAUACGAAGCCCCAAAGUACGAGGCUCCUAAAUACGAAACCCCAAAGUACGAGGCUCCUAAAUACGAAACCCCAAAGUACGAGGCCCCUAAAUACGAAACCCCAAAGUACGAGGCCCCUAAAUACGAAACUCCAAAGUACGAGGCUCCUAAAUACGAAGCCCCAAAGUACGAAGCCCCAAAGUACGAGGCCCCUAAAUACGAAGCCCCAAAGUACGAGGCCCCUAAAUACGAAGCCCCAAAGUACGAAGCCCCAAAGUACGAGGCCCCUAAAUACGAAGCCCCAAAGUACGAGGCUCCUAAAUACGAGGCUCCCAAAUACGAGGCCCCUAAAUACGAAGAAGUCACAUACGCCGCUCAACCCUACAGCUUCGGAUACGAUGUCCAGGAUAAAGAAUCUUACAAUGACUUUGAGCAUAACGAGAAAUCUGAAUACAACGUUGUCACCGGAUCUUACCGUGUGGUUCUCCCCGACAGCCGCGUCCAGAUCGUCACCUACAAGGCUGACGCCAACGGAUACACCGCUGACGUGAAAUACGAAGGUGAAGCCAAGUACCCCGAAUACGUGGAGCCCCAAUCCAAAGCUUCUGCUUCCUACGCCGCUCCUGCCUACCAGGCUCCCGAAUACCAGAAACCGGCCUACGUCGCUCCCGCCUACACUACUCCAGCCUAUACUACACCUGCCUAUACUACCCCUGCCUAUACUACCCCUGCCUACAAAGAGCCAGAGUACACUACUCCAGCCUACACUACUCCAGCAUACAGCACUCCAUCCUACAGCACUAAGGUCUACAAAACUCCAGCGUACAAAACUCCCACUGCCUCCCCUAAAUACUAAUUUCCAACAAUACCAUUGUCUUAAUUCUGGGAUUAUUAUUUAAAAAAUAAACUCGUCAAACAAUUUCA
Molecule: messenger RNA, 1266 nt
Organism: Daphnia pulex (common water flea)
Lineage: Eukaryota; Metazoa; Arthropoda; Branchiopoda; Diplostraca; Daphniidae
Product: repetitive proline-rich cell wall protein-like
Exons: 3
Coding region: 224-1198 (324 amino acids)
Cellular component (GO): extracellular matrix
Source: RefSeq, a predicted model, not a curated record